AUGUCUUCCCGGCAGAUAAAUGUCGACACAGGUAUGUCGUGGGCAAACCGUUCAAGCGGCUACAGCCCUGAUCCGAAGGCUGAGGAAAGCACUGAUAUCACUGUAGAAAGCCUCGAGUUCAUGUGCCGAGAUAAGUCCGCGCCAAAAUUCGAAGCCGCCAAAACCAGAGACUGUAUGACCGACGACAAAGACGCGCCUAAAAUCAGGAUCGCUCCCCAGAAACACAGCAAAUGUAACAACCACAGCUGCAAGCACAGCCAGAAGUUCAAGGGCAUCCAGAUGUACUUCGAGAUCACCGAUGGGUCGCCCAAGAAACUGCUGCUCAAG
This is a messenger RNA of Sphaeroforma arctica JP610, 327 nucleotides long. RefSeq lists its product as hypothetical. The annotation marks the transcript as partial. NCBI's taxonomy places the organism in Eukaryota, Ichthyosporea, Ichthyophonida. The transcript has a single exon. The record is from RefSeq and is a predicted model, not a curated record.